Molecule: messenger RNA, 2007 nt
Organism: Lizanozyma spartinae
Lineage: Eukaryota; Fungi; Ascomycota; Pichiomycetes; Serinales; Debaryomycetaceae
Product: crossover junction endodeoxyribonuclease
Exons: 1
Coding region: 1-2007 (668 amino acids)
Molecular function (GO): 5'-flap endonuclease activity
Source: RefSeq, a predicted model, not a curated record
AUGGGGAUCAUUGACCUCUGGGACAUAGUCAUUGACUCCGACGCCCAAUUAGGUCGAGUCAGCCUCUCCCAGUUUGUGGUUGACCAUUAUCGUAACCAUCCUUCACCUCCAACCGUAGCAGUGGAUGGCAACAUUCUUCUUUUGGGAUCAACCAAAGGCUCUGGAACGUCGUCUGAACUUCAAGAUAAGAUCACCAUUGGCAACUUCACCGCCAAACUAUUGGCAUUGUCGGCCUUAGGGAUUACAUACGUUGUUGUGUUUGAUGGCAUAUAUAAACCGUAUAAACUACGUCAUGAUCAUGGCAAUAAUAGUAACUAUGAUCAGUUGAGGAGUAUGUAUAUGAGCCAUGAAGGUGAUGAAGCUUCCUUAGGGGAGACGGGGUACCCCCUUAUAGACAAGACUAUUGCACAAUUGAAGAACUUGGGUAUUCAAUAUUUGUUUUGUCCUGCCGAAGCCGAAGCUCAAUGUGCUUAUUACCAAAUGCAUGGAGUAGUUGACUAUGUUAUCACCAAUGAUAGUGAUUGCUUUGCCUUUGGUGCCACGAAAGUACUCCGUAACAUGACCAGGGAAGAUAAUAGUGAUCAAUAUAAUGUCACUGUAUUUGAUAUUAAUGAUAAUAAGGUAUGGACCAGAAACUCCUUUAUAUUCUUAGCAUCUUUAAGAGGAGGUGAUUAUUCUGAAGGGGUUCGGUCUUUAGGCUCAAAGCGAUCUGCUGCUCUUGUCAGUUCUAAUCUGGAGUGGACACACAAGUUUAUUGAAUGUUUCAUUGAACAUGAAAGUAUUAAAGAUAGUGAAGUACGAGAAUCUUUGAUUCUUGAGUUCUCCCAAAAUCUAUUGAAUUACGUUGAAAAUAAUGCUAAAAAGAUAUUUGGGAUGCGAUUUAUUCCCAAAUCCAUUCAAUUAUCGUCUAAUUUUCCACUAUUUUAUUUGAAACCAUUGGUUCUUGAAACCCCAAUGGAGUUUGCUACAAAUUGUCUUAGUAAUGCUAAGAUUGAAGACGAAAGACAGUUCCAAUUUGGCUCCAAAUUAGGUGACUUCCCCAUCAAAUAUUUGAUUAUUAAGUUAAUUCAAUUAUCUUCAGCAAUUCAGUAUAUCUCCAUAACCAGAGAUAAAUUGAUUGGGUUAAUACCAAAUCUAAUGGUGAAAUAUGAAGAAGAUAGACUAAGAGAUCAUUUUGAUAUAAGAAAAAGAAACAGGUCUCCAUCAUUACCUCCUUCUUCACCAUUAAAGAAGUCGCCAAAAUCUCCGUUGAAGUCUCCACUGAAGUCUCCUAAAAGAGGUGACUACGUUUGGCUUCCAAGAGUGAUUGUACAACGAUUCAAUAAGGAAAUAGUGAUGAAAUAUGAUCGACAAAAGUCUCCAAAUAAACAAUCUACAACUCUUGAUCAUUUCAAGCAAUUUUCACCUACAAAGAAGGAUCAUUUUGAUCACAUUCAACCAUUAUCAACGAUCCCAAAGCUAACUCAUUCAAAAAGUGAACUACAAUAUUCUCCAAAUAAGAAAAAACAACUACAACCAGUGUUCACGAAUUAUGUAUCUCCUACUCGAUCACCUCGAAAGAAGCAGAAGAAGAAUGCCUUUCUUCCCGGCCAGAAAUCGGUUGAUACUUUUUUUAGUAAGCUUAAUUAUUUUCCAACCAAACCCGCAACAGUGGGUUAUUCAAAUGAAGAAGAAGAUAACCCAUUUUUCGUGUCCAGUCCCAAAUCCACUGGUACUACUUCUACUACUUCUACUGGUACUACUACUUCUACUACUUCUACUGGUACUACUACUUCUACUACUUCUACUGGUACUACUACUUCUACUUCUACUACUGGUACUACUAGUACCACUGCUAAUACCUCAGCUACUACUACUUCCACUUCUGUGAUAAACCUCAUCUCAUCGGAAGCAGAUACAAUUGGGUCUACGGAACAGGAACAGCCAUUUCCGAUAAAAGCCGGGAAAACAGUUUCUCUAACCGAAAGCUUAUUAUCUUGGAGUGAUGAAGAAGAUCUGAUUCAGUGA